Knipowitschia caucasica is the source of this 480-nucleotide messenger RNA. The record is from the annotation of a GenBank genome assembly. NCBI's taxonomy places the organism in Eukaryota, Metazoa, Chordata, Actinopteri, Gobiiformes, Gobiidae.
AUGGAUCACUUUGCAGCGGAGUGCCUUGUCUCCAUGUCCCACCGCGCAGUCGUCCACGCUCCUAAAGGGAACCGGGAGAGUAAACCCGAGCCCCCGUGCGCGCCCAGACCCGGGGAGGACCUCAAAGAACCUCUGGUGGUGAAAGAAAACUCUUCUUCUCUUUUUGUCGUGGCGAGAAUUCUGGCAGAUUUCAACCAACAGCAGACUCCCACUAACACUGUGGCUAUCGAGCAGGCUAAAAUAGUAAAGGAUGACAACACGAACCUCAGAGAUGAUGAUGAGGAGGAUGGAAACUGUGCCACACCUACCACCAUCUCAGACCCCGCGCUCAAACAAAGAGGCAAAAGGAACCGAGGGCGCAGUGAGCACGAACCUCCACAGAAAAAGCACAAAUGCCACUAUUCAGGCUGCGAAAAAGUUUAUGGCAAAUCCUCUCAUCUCAAAGCCCACCUAAGGACACACACAGGUCAGUGCACGUAA